AUGCCUGGCCGUCUUGAAGGCAAGAUUGCCCUUGUCUCAGGCUCUACCCAAGGGUUUGGACGAGGCAUCCUCAAGACCUUCGUCCGUGAAGGCGCUGUAGUCCUCGGCAUGGAUCUCCAGGCUACCAAUGGCCCAGUUGAUGGCUACACCGAGAAGCAAGCCUACCAAAUCAAGGCCAACGUCGCUGAGGAGGCUAGCUGGAAGAAGGCUCUCGAAACCUCCAUCGCACGCUUCGGAGCGGCCCCCUCGAUCGUCGUCCACAACGCCGGCUGGUCAUACCCAAACAAAUCCGGUAUCGAGGUGACCGAGGCUGAGUUCACGCGCCUCUUCGAUGUCAAUGUCAAAAGUGUCUACCUCGCCUCCAAAAUCCUUAUCCCCGAGAUGAAGAAGAACGGGCCUGGUUCCACCAUCGUCAUCUCCAGCGAGAACGCCAUCCGUCCCGGUGCAACCCAGACUUGGUACAACGCGACCAAGGCUGGCGUCUCCUCGGCUACCAAGUCUAUGGCGCUGGAGUUUGCCAGGGACCAACUCCGCUUCAACACUAUCUGCCCUACUUCGGGUAACACCCCUCUGCUCAACAAGUUCGCUGGUAUUGCAGAUGGUCCCGUCCCCGCUGAGAUCAUCAAGGCCAAGUGCGAAGCUAUUCCUAUUGGGCGUCUUGUCGAGCCUUCCGAUGUAGCCAACGUGGCCCUUUUCCUCGCUGAGCCUGCUAGCUCUAUUAUUAGCGGUAUCGAGAUUCUUGUUGAUGGUGCUCGCUGUGUUUAA
Messenger RNA from Coniosporium apollinis CBS 100218, 765 nucleotides. RefSeq lists its product as uncharacterized. The coding region runs from base 1 to 765 and encodes 254 amino acids. Lineage: Eukaryota; Fungi; Ascomycota; Dothideomycetes. The transcript has 2 exons. The record is from RefSeq and is a predicted model, not a curated record.